Molecule: messenger RNA, 1386 nt
Organism: Kalmanozyma brasiliensis GHG001
Lineage: Eukaryota; Fungi; Basidiomycota; Ustilaginomycetes; Ustilaginales
Product: Prephenate dehydrogenase
Exons: 1
Coding region: 1-1386 (461 amino acids)
Biological process (GO): L-tyrosine biosynthetic process
Molecular function (GO): NAD+ binding; prephenate dehydrogenase (NADP+) activity; prephenate dehydrogenase (NAD+) activity
Source: RefSeq, a predicted model, not a curated record
AUGACAUCCUCAACCGAAAUGGACACCGUCGAAAUCGGCAUCAUCGGCAUGGGCGAUAUGGGACGUCUUUAUGCCACCAAGAUGAGAGACGCCGGCUGGAAGAAGGUCAACGUUUGCGAUCGUCCGGAAAACUACGAUAAGCUCCACAAGGAGCUGGAGGGGUCCGGGCUUAAUGUCUUGCGAGAUGGUCACCUCGUUUCACGGCGGAGCGACUUCAUCAUCUACUCAGUCGAGGCUGCCUUCAUUGACAAGGUUGUCGAGCAGUACGGAUCCUCUACCAAGAUCGGAUCGAUAGUAGCAGGACAGACCUCGGUCAAAGCGCCUGAGAAGGCAGCUUUCGAAAAGCACCUCCCGCAAGACACCUACAUCAUCUCGUGUCAUUCCAUGCACGGUCCAAAGGUCGACCCAACAGGACAACCGCUCAUCCUCAUCCAACAUCGCGCGCCAGAUGAGAAGCUGCGGCUCGUUGAGCGCAUCAUGGCAUGCUUCAAGUCCAACUUCGUCUAUCUCACGUACGAAGAGCACGACACCGUUACUGCCAACACCCAAGCUGUCACACAUGCCGCCUUCCUGUCCAUGGGGACAGCAUGGUCCUGUUCGAAUCAGUAUCCUUGGGAGUCGGAGCGCUACCCAGGUGGCAUCGAGACGGUCAAGAUCAACAUCUGUCUGCGCAUCUACUCUGCCAAGUGGCACGUGUAUGCUGGUCUAGCGCUGCUCAACCCGGCAGCAAAGACACAAGUACGGCAGUUCGCUCAGAGCUGCACCGAUCUAUUCAAGCUGAUGGUCGCGGAGAGGGAGGAAGAACUCAUGGAGCGCGUCUUCGCUGCGCGAAAGAAGGUGUUUGGCUGGGAGAAGGAGGAAGAAAGCAACAGCAUCAUCUCACGCACAGGCACAAAGGUGGAGCGCAAGCCGAUUCUUAUGAGCGACAAGCUGCUCGAUCGAUUCCACAUGGCCGCUCGUAAGGCCACCUCCCACAGCGAGACAGGCGACCUCAGCACCGCCGCACCAUCUCCAAUACCCCCGAACUCGCAUCUCUCCCUGCUUGCCAUCGUCGACUGCUGGUCCUCGCUUGGCAUCAACCCAUACGAUCACCUGGAUCUCGCAGCAACACCCAUCUUUAGGAUGUGGAUUGGCGUAUGCGAGUACCUCUUCCGCUCACCAGAGCGUCUACGAGGCGCAUGCCACGCCGCAGCGAAGGACCACAGCUUCAGGGCGGACGACACUGAAUUUGUCAUCGCCUCCCGUGGAUGGGCGCAGACGGUGCAGUUUGGCAACUUUGACAGCUACGAACGACGAUUCGAGGAGACAAGAGGCUUCUUCGAGCAUCGAUUCCAAGAGGCGGGUGCGGUGGGUGCAGAGAUGCUCAAGGUGGUUUUGGCCAGCUGA